Messenger RNA from Tachysurus vachellii, 4435 nucleotides. It is a transcript of the gene tle5, whose product is annotated as TLE family member 5, transcriptional modulator. Bases 372 to 968 code for a protein of 198 amino acids. Gene Ontology annotation, molecular function: protein binding; transcription corepressor activity. Gene Ontology annotation, cellular component: transcription regulator complex; nucleus. Gene Ontology annotation, biological process: regulation of DNA-templated transcription; negative regulation of canonical Wnt signaling pathway. The record is from RefSeq and is a predicted model, not a curated record. The transcript has 7 exons. NCBI's taxonomy places the organism in Eukaryota, Metazoa, Chordata, Actinopteri, Siluriformes, Bagridae.
UCCAAGCGCCUUCAUUUCACAAUCCCACCAACGCAGAGAAGAAGCAUUGAAGCGCAUCUGAGCAACAGCGCUGCUGGGAUUGUGGUUAAAAAGGGACCUGGCAGGCAACGUUUCAGCAGUAAAAACAACGUAAUUCAGGUCGUUUUCACGAGCUUUUUUUCCCUCCCUAAUGCCGAAUGAUACCUCCAGAGAAACCAGUUAGAGAAACGAGACCGAAGCCUGGAAGCCGCUGCGCUGUUAGCGGGCUUAGCUUAGCUUAGCUUAGCCUGCUCCAUCCGCUACAUAGCGCCGAACAAAGAAGGAGCAAAACACACAAUUCACACGCUUUCAGCUCUAAAACGUCUGCGUAAAGAUUCGAGAAGAAAACUGACAUGAUGUUUCCACAAUCCAGGCACUCGGCUUCAUCACAGCAGCUGAAGUUCACGACGUCAGACUCCUGUGACCGCAUUAAAGAUGAGUUCCAGUUCCUCCAAGCACAAUAUCACAGUCUAAAGUUAGAAUGUGACAAACUUGCCAGUGAGAAGUCGGAGAUGCAGCGUCAUUAUAUCAUGUACUAUGAGAUGUCGUACGGAUUGAACAUUGAAAUGCACAAGCAAGCAGAGAUUGUGAAGAGAUUAAAUGCAAUCUGUGCUCAAGUCCUGCCUUACCUGUCUCAAGAGCACCAGCAGCAGGUCCUGGGAGCUAUAGAAAGAGCCAAGCAGGUCACACCACCAGAGAUGAACUCUAUUAUCCGGCAGCAGCAGCUUCAAGCACACCAGCUCUCCCAGCUGCAGGGACUGGCCCUGCCUGUGACCCCACUCCCUCUGGGCCUUAGUCAGCCGAGUGGCCUGCCCAAUGUCACCUCCAGCUCUGCCCUCUUCUCCCUCUCCAGCAUUCUGGCAUCACAGGCCCAGCUCGCCAAGGAGGACAAAAGUGCCAGAGACGCCUCAGACGGGCACCGUGACGAGGACGCCGACAAGUCAGACUAGACGCCACUCCUCUGCUUCUGCUUUUGGCUGUGACCUCAUCCUCCAGUGCUCGCGUACAUCACAAGCGCAUUGUCUCUUUUUCUUUGUUCUAUUUGCUGUAAAUUGCUAUUGUGACCUUGAUCAUUUGUUUUUGAUCAUUCCACUAGCUUUAUAUUCAGCAGUCCACCGGUUUUUUUUUUGUUUUUUUUUUUUGUUUUUUUUUAUUUUUUUUUAAAUAUUUUUACUAUAUAUUUAGUUAUUUUUCUGUCCUCUCUCUCAGAGUGUAUAUGUAUAUAUCUCUAUGUGCUAUCUAUUCCAUAUUCUGCUUCGUCUCAGCAUGGCCAUCUAGCUCCACUGAGGCACCACCAGUGUUUCUUUGAGCACGGUUUUAUCUCUCCCUACUUUGUUUUCUCCUGAAGAGAUUCUUUUAUCCUUUACCUUUUGAAGGCGCACAUUUUAACGCUGACAGAAUGAAGAGAAAAAGGAUUGAACGUAAUGAAGGUCAGCGGUAGUAUGUGAACUGAACUGUAGAACGCAUGCUUGAUUUUCUGCAGCAUUUUUUGGUAUGGGUGUAGAUUAACUCUAUAAAUAGCAGUUAAAAUGGCUUGCAGUGACUUAUGAUGAAGUGGCUUACUGACUUUUUAAAGGAAUAUUUUUAACAAAACCCACUUUUACAUUUAUUAGAAUGCUUUAGCCGAUCAUUUACUAUUAGCCUAUGAUCUGAUUCUUUAGUUUUGCACUGGACAUUAGCUGGAACGUUAAUAAUGGAGACUACCUUUCCCACACUCAAACACAUUUUCAAAUAUUCAUAUAAUAUUUGCCCCAAGCAAUAUUGCUAGAGUAUCUGGUCCCCUUUUAAUUAACAUUUUUAUGGAAGGAAUGUCCAUAUUUACUACAUAAUUCCACAUACUUCCAAUUAGAUAUUUUGGCAAGGCUUGAUUUUCCUAACAAUAGUACCGGAAUUAAUUCAAGAUAUCGUUUCUGUGUCAACAACUUUAACAGGGACUUAUAUGAUGUUGAUAUUUAAAAAAAUAAAAAUUAAAAAAGUAGAAUCAUUAAUAUGUUCUGAUAAUUAUGAAGCUUCCAAUGUACACAAUUUUAACCACAUUACUGAAAUUUCUUCAUAUGGUUUUCAGGUAAAUGUGUAAUUAUAAGGUAUAUUUACAAUAUACAGUUUGGGUAAAAUAAUAAAGAUUUUGUGUAAUUGAUUUACUUUUUCCCCCUCAAAAUAUUCCUUUAAACUGCCAGAGGAGUUAAUCAGUGGUCACUGCAGGGUCACACAGAGAUUGUAGAUUAGUGAUAUUUGCUAGACUUGAAAUGACCUACAACUUUUCUGGCCCCUGUUUUUUUCCCUAUAUAUUUACCUGUUUAAUGUGUGUGGAUUCUGAAAGUGUGUUUGUUUUUUCUCACUGUCGUAGACGGAGAGCAUUUAGAGUUUAGCAUCAUUAAUCAGAACAGCUAACCCUCUCACCAAGUGAAGGGGCCAACUGUUUGAAAAAAUCUGAUCUUUUUUUUUAUGGUAUUAUCUAUAACUGUCGAUUUGGUAAAAAAUUGUGUUCGAUUGUGUUUUUCCUAGAGCUACAUGGAAAAAUAAUAUGGUGGAAAAAUUGUAUAUGAGAAAUGAGAAGCACUUUCUCUCUGCAGAUUUCUCCUGUUAGAUGCAUGCAAGUUAUAUUUUAAAAAAAAAAAGUUAAAUGAAAAAGCACACAAUGUACGAGGCCCAAGGACCCUCGUAUUCCAAAACUAAAAGAGAGCACAUUGUGUUUUCUUUAAGAAAACCCAAGUAACAUUUUUGAUAAUUUCUCUAGAGGUCCUGAGUAAGCCUUUAAAUUUUUUGCAAAUCUGAUAUUUACUGUCUUCUGUUGUGCCUUUUGUCCAGAAUGAAAUUCUUUCUUUUGACCAAUAGGGGGCAGUAAGCAACCAGCAUCUUCUGUGACAGCCGCAAUCAUGAUCUCUGAUUUUUAUUUUUUAUUUUUAAACCUUUUUAACCUUUACACAAAAAUUAUUUUUCUUUUAUUUUGCAGAAUGAGAUUAGCGAUGCAUCUAAAUGAAAUGCACAUUUAUCCAGUCAGCUCUAAGUAAGCUGCUUAUUAAACUUUUAAAAAACUAUUUGUGUAUUAAUUCAUUUUAUUUGACUGAAAACCUGCAGUCAGAGGUGUUUUCUUUCUUUCUUUCUUUCUUUUUCUCUUCUUGUCGUUCAAUUCCAUUGCCCAUGCAGCCUGAAGUCUAUGUACAGGACAUCACUGUGAGUUUGCUUUCUUUUCAGUGUAGCCUGUUUUCUUUCUUGAUAGGAAAAAUAACAUACUAAACUGAAUACCGAGUACUGGAACCAAAUCCACAUUUUAUGUUCAUGUACUGCUUCUAUAUGUUUGUUGCAGUGUAACAAUGACUGUACAGGUGUAUACUUUUUUCUUUUUCCUUUUUUUUUAUGAUGCAGGCCAUUUAAGUACAUCUCAUGCAAGACUGCUGUGACUUUGUUUAUUAUUUCUCUCAUUUGAUAUAUUUGUUGUAGAGCAUGUGUUUGCUUUAGAAUCACUUUAACUAUCUGCAUAAAUGGCCGUUUUAAUCUGCUGCCACCAACAACACCUAGAAACAGUCCCAGUUCUCAACCUAUUGAACGUCGUUUUAACGUUGGGAACACUGUCAGUUUGUAUUUAUAUCCUCACGAGACCCCACUGUGUUGUACAAGGACAUCACUUUCUGUUCUCAAAUGAAUGUGUUUGUACGUACAUCACAAGCUAGUAAAUAAUAAAGAGAUGUAAACACACAACACAGCUCAGGUCUCAAGAGGAUAUAAAGGCAGCAGGAUUUACUGUGGCGACAAAAUCCUGGUUUGAUAUGAAGAAAAAAGGGGAAGUGAAAAUCUAGUUGUGCUAGUGUAAAAGUGGCAGAUUGUAUAACUUACCAAUGUGCUUGAGGAUGACUUGCUACAUAUGCUUACUCGCAUACAUUAUUCCAAUAGGCCCCCUCCCCUUGUUUUUUAUUAAAUGGCAAGCCCCUGUGUGGAUAUGUAGCCAGACGGAUGUCGAGAUUUCUUCUGAUGAAUUAAUUGUAGGUGUUUAUCUCCUAGAUGCAGUGGGGGACAGUAAAUGUGUUCUGUUCUACAUGGAUCUAGAGCGUUAAGUGUCCACUGAUCCAUCUCUAUUACUGAGCUUGAGUGAUUCUGAUUUAGAAGACCUUAUGACCCCCCCGGAAACUCCUCCCACUUCCCACUCUUUUUCUUCCCCAAUCAUUGAUUGCCCUCUGCUUGAUCACUUGCUUUUAUUUCCAUAAUGCAUUGUAAGCAUUUUGUGCUUUGUAAAAAAAAUUUACCUCUUUUUUUUCUGAUUAUAGUACAAUCUAAAGAUCAAAAAUAACAGUGUUAUACAAAAGCCUGAGGAUGAAAUAACAAACACACAAAGUAACAUUUUACUUUAUAUAAAUGGAUAUUUCUGCAGUAAGGAAAUGCUGCUGGUGCCUUACAAAUAAAAUCAGAUCAGUGGAGGAAA